Messenger RNA from Cooperia oncophora, 522 nucleotides. The record is from the annotation of a GenBank genome assembly. Lineage: Eukaryota; Metazoa; Nematoda; Chromadorea; Rhabditida; Trichostrongylidae.
AUGAGGCCACAGUUUCUCUUCUCAGUUUCGUGGAAGCUGCUGCUAAGAAGAAAGCCAUAUUGGAAUCCAGUUCUUCAAGUGAGUCAGAGGAAGAAGCUCGACCACAGUUCAUCACUACAUUUGGCGGUGACAGUCGAAGAGAUCUGGACGACGAUGAGGAAAAACCUGCUGUACUUCCUAUUGUUGGCCCUCAGCUACCAACUAAGGAGUAUCGUCGUCUUUUUCAUCUUACUAAACGUGAAGAGAGUCCUGAUCGCCUGGAUGCUGCUGAAGGGAGCAAUGCGCCGUACCGCGAUGGUCGUGAUAGUCGAGAUGGUCGGGAUAGUCGAUACAGAAGAAGAAGCAGGUCACAUUCGAGGAGUAGCAGCGUUCAGAGGCGUCGGAAUCGUUCUCGUUCCCAUGACAGACAGGUUCGGUCGCGACAUUCGCGCAGUCGCAGUAGAGAUCGUGGCGACCGUAGACGACAUAGCCGUUCGCGGUCGCAGGAACGCAAAGCCCGUGGCGCCAACGACAGGUGAAGUA